CUGUGUGUCAACAGUCCCUCGGCCAACUGGGAGUUUCGAUUUGCCCGCUGGUGCUUCAAGGUCCACCUGGCUGUCGAUGGGAAAAACAACCACACGAAACUCAAAAAGACCAGAUAUCCCUUGGCGAAAGUUGCAGCCGAGGAAGCAGAGCUGCUGACCAGGACCAUGAAACCGCUCUGGGCCCCCCUCCUGCUGGCUGUGACUGUGUUCCCCCAAGGCCUGCUGUGUGACAGUGACGGCUGCGUCACCUCCUUGAAACGGGACGUCCUCAGGCUGAUGGUCAAGUGGGAAGACGCCACCUGCCUCCAGAACCAGCAAGGCCUGCCUCCGAACCUGCUCCGGACCCUGCCUCGAAGCUGCAAGGAAAUCAAGACAGCCCUGGAAGGCGCUGGAGAUGGGUUGUAUUUCCUGGGCACAGAAGACGGCGAUAUCUACCAGACGUUCUGUGACAUGACCACCAAGGGAGGCGGGUGGACUCUGGUGGCCAGCAUCCACGAGAACAACAUCUACGGGAAGUGCACCCAGGGAGACCGUUGGUCUAGUGAGCAGACGCCCAGCAGCAACUACCCCAACGGGGAGGGCCACUGGUCAAAGAACACGACCUUUGGCACAGCCGUGGGCUCGACGAGCGACGACUACAAGAACCCUGGCUACCAUGACAUCCAAGCGCAGGACUUGGCCAUCUGGCACGUCCCCAACCUCACGCCCAUGAGGGAAUGGCGAAACGCGGCCAUCUUGAGGUACCACACCGAGACGGGCUUCUUCUCUGUUGAAGGAGGGAACCUCCUCAGGCUCUAUCAGCAAUAUCCAGUCACCUACGGCAGCGGCAGCUGCCCAAAGAACAACGGCCCCAUCGUCCCCGUGGUCUAUGAUUUCGGCAAUGCUGAGCAGACGGCCUUCUACCACUCUCCAAAUGCCCAAAGUCAAUUUGUUGCUGGCUACAUUCAGUUCCGGGUGUUUAACAAUGAGAAAGCAGUGUUGGCUCUCUGUGCUGGCAUUAAAGCCACUGGUUGCGACACCGAUAUGUUCUGUGUUGGUGGAGGAGGGUAUUAUCCAGAAAGUGCUCGCCAGUGUGGCGACUUCACUGCCUUUGACUGGAGUGGCUACGGCACACACAAGGACUGGAGUGUUAGCAAACAGUUACUGGAAUCUGCCUUGCUUCUGUUCUACCGAUGAGUCAGGACGGUGGCUCCUUACACAAGCAUCAACAGCCGGACGGUGGAAAUGUGCAGAUUUUCUCCUUGAUACCUUCCUGACCAAUGACGUCAAUAAAAGAAUAUGC
Gekko japonicus is the source of this 1282-nucleotide messenger RNA. Its product is annotated as intelectin-1-like. Gene Ontology annotation, molecular function: oligosaccharide binding. Lineage: Eukaryota; Metazoa; Chordata; Lepidosauria; Squamata; Gekkonidae. The record is from RefSeq and is a predicted model, not a curated record. The transcript has 8 exons. Bases 166 to 1176 code for a protein of 336 amino acids.